AUGGAGAAAGAAUCCGUUUCCGUCGCAGCACCGGCUGAUGCCGCCGCUGGGGCAUCGCCGCCGCCGCUGUCUGCCCGCCAGCGCGCCCGCAACAACAUCUUGUCCGCCCGCUACGUCUUCCAGAAAAUGACAUGGCCGCUCUUCUCGGCCUGGAUGAUCUCGGCGCUCAUCAACAUCAUCUUCGGCUACGAGACCACCAGCUUCUCGGGCGUGCAGAGCAUCCCCGGGUUCACGCGCGAGUUUGGCGCCGAAACCAAGCCGGGCAGCGGCAAGUACGCCCUGUCGCCGGCGCGCGCGUCGUACACGUCCUCGACGGCCUUUGCGGGCAAGCUGGUCGGCGCGCUCGUGGCGCCGUUUCUCGUCGAGCGCUGGGGCCACAAGGUGGCCAUCUGGACGCUGGUCGUCGUCGUCUGGGUCGGCAUCAUCAUCGAGUCGACGUCCAAGUCGAUUGCCCAGUUCAUCGUCGGCCGCAUCAUCAUCUACUUUAGUGUCGGCCUUGCCGAAGUGACGUCGACUGGCUACCAGUCGGAGAUUGUGCCCGCCGCCAUGCGCGGCACCGUCGUCGGGUCGAUCCAGCUCUUCAACCUCUUUGGCCAGAUCUUUGCCGCCGGCGUCAACCGCGGCUUCUCGACCAACGCCACGCGCGCCGGCUGGAUCGUCCCCGUCGCCCUCCAGGCCGCCAUCCCCGUCCUCAUUUUUGUCGGCACCUUCUUCAUCCCCAGCUCGCCGCGCUGGCUGCUCAGCAAGGGCCGCAAGGACGAGGCCGUCGCCGUCCUGGACCGCCUCCGCCCGCAGGACGACGUGCGCGCCGGCAUGAGCCGCCUGGAGAUGGACGCCAUUGAAGAGGCCCUGGCGGCGCACAGCCAGCCCGACCGCAAAGCGCCCUGGACCGACAUGGUGCGCGGCACCAACCUGCGGCGGUCGGCCAUUGCCGUCGGCCUGCUCGGCAUCCAGCAGUUUUUGGGCCAGGGCUUCGUCUCUGGCUACUCGCCGCGCUUCUACGCCACCGUCGGCCUCUCCGCCAACGCCUUCAACUACAACAUUGGCUCCUCCACCAUUGGCUGGGGCGGCUGCCUGCUGGGCAUGCUGGCGAGCGACUUUGUCGGCCGCCGGCCCAUUCUGAUCUGGGGCGCCGUUGCCCAGACCGUGUUUUUGUUCCUUGUCGCCGGCGUCGGCCUCGCCAAGAACCCCGACGGCACCGACGGGCGCGCCCUCGUCGCCGGCGUCAUGCUCUACUUUUUCUUUUACUCGGGCACCUGGGGCCCGCUCGUGUUUACCGUCGCCGCGGAAAUGGGCGCCGCCGACCUGCGCGAAAAGACGCUCUCGCUCGGCAUUGCCCUCAACGUCGUCACGGCGUUCAUCGUCAGCUUCUGCGUCCCCUACAUCCUCAACGACAUCGGGGCCAACAUCGGCUGGGUGUUUGGCGCCAUUGCGCUCGGCUGCGCCGUCGCCACCUACCUCUGGGUCCCCGAGACCAAAGACCGCUCGCUCGAAGAACUCGACGAGCUGUUCCAGGCGCGCACGCCGGCGCGCCAGUUCAAGACCGCCGAGACCCACGGCGCCGGCAGCCGUGUCACCGCGCUGGAGACGACUGCCGGUGGGAAGCUGCAGCAGCUGGACGAGGAGAAUCCGGUGGAGGAGGUUGUGUGA
Sporothrix schenckii 1099-18 is the source of this 1650-nucleotide messenger RNA. RefSeq names its product sugar transporter. Gene Ontology annotation, biological process: transmembrane transport; carbohydrate transport. The record is from RefSeq and is a predicted model, not a curated record. Gene Ontology annotation, molecular function: carbohydrate:proton symporter activity. Lineage: Eukaryota; Fungi; Ascomycota; Sordariomycetes; Ophiostomatales; Ophiostomataceae. The transcript has 2 exons. The coding region runs from base 1 to 1650 and encodes 549 amino acids. Gene Ontology annotation, cellular component: membrane.